Messenger RNA from Tachyglossus aculeatus (Australian echidna), 1266 nucleotides. RefSeq names its product olfactory receptor 14A16-like. NCBI's taxonomy places the organism in Eukaryota, Metazoa, Chordata, Mammalia, Monotremata, Tachyglossidae. Gene Ontology annotation, biological process: G protein-coupled receptor signaling pathway. Gene Ontology annotation, molecular function: olfactory receptor activity; odorant binding; G protein-coupled receptor activity. The record is from RefSeq and is a predicted model, not a curated record. Gene Ontology annotation, cellular component: membrane.
AUGACACUGCAGCACAGCACAGGCGAUCAGCAUCAUCUCCCCAAAAUGACCAACAUCUCCACGGUGGCUGAAUUCCUCCUCCAGGGGUUCUCUGACAUCCGGGAGCUGCAGCUGCUCCAUGCCACGCUGUUCGUCCUUAUCUACCUAGUGGCCCUUCUGGGGAAUCUCCUCAUUAUUGCUGUCACCACCCUCGACCAGCGUCUCCACACCCCCAUGUACUUCUUUCUUAAGAACUUGUCCUUCAUUGAUCUCUGCUACAUUUCUACCACGGUACCCAAAUCCAUCGUCAACUCCUUGAGCAGUGACAGCUCCAUCUCCUUUCUGGGUUGUGCCUCACAGCUCUUCCUACUGGUCUUGUUUGGUGCUUCAGAGCUUUGUGUCCUCACUGCAAUGUCUUAUGACCGCUAUGCCGCCAUCUGCUCCCCACUGCGUUAUGUGCUCAUCAUGAACAAAACAGCCUGUAUGCACAUGGCAGCAGCAUCUUGGCUCAGUGGAGGUCUGUUUGGAGUCUUGUUUUCAGCUUCUACUUUCUCCUUGAACUUUUGUGGAUCCAAUGCUGUCCAGCAGUUCUUCUGUGAUGUCCCCCCUCCGCUGAAGAUCUCCUGCUCUGAAGUCCACAUUGCCAUUGAUGUGAGUGUGGCUGCUGCAUUCGUCUUGGAUGCUGUCUGCUUCACUUACGUCACCCUCUCUUAUGUCUUCAUCUUCUCAGCCGUACUGAGGAUCCCAUCCUCCGAGGGCCGAACCAAAGCCUUCUCCACCUGCCUGCCCCAUCUCACUGUCUUCAUCAUUUUUGUCUUUACCGCAGCAUUUGCCUAUCUCAAACCACUUUCAGACUCGCCCUCGGCUCUGGAUCUGAUGGUUUCCAUGUUAUACUCUGUGGUGCCCCCCACUGUGAACCCCCUUAUCUACAUCCUGAGGAACAGGGACCUGAAGACUGCCCUGGGCAAGAUCCUAAGGGGACAUUUCCCCAGCAUCCAUGCUGCAACAAAAUGCCUGUGUCCAUGUACCGAUAAUCCCCUACCCGCCUUUAAAGGAGGAAUUGCCAUUGGACUUAUCCAUAUAUAUCCCACUGAACCAGAGUCCCAGAGAAGAAGUCCGGAUAUUCAGGAUUGUCAAGUGAAUGGACACAUCUCUCCAGGAACGUCCCAUUCUCCAACUGGAAAUGUUCUGGUAGUUCAUCCACAGAGUUUCCUCGUCUCACCAGUUCAUUGCUACGAGGGCCUGGCAGACAUGGUGGACACCCAUUUACCGUUUGACCCUCCCUGA